GGCGCUGAACGCCAGACAGAGCCCAGCCAGCGAGCCCGCGGGCGCGGCGGGCACUGCCACCCGAGAGCGAGGACCGACAGAGACGCACGCUAGAGAGAGAGAGAGAGAGAGAGAGAGAGAGAGAGAGAGAGAGACGAGCCCCGAGCUGAGAGGCAGGACAUUCGGAGGACGCCAGAGCGCACGGGCCGACAUGAAGUCCAACCAGGAGCGCAGCAACGAAUGCCUGCCCCCGAAGAAGCGCGAGAUCCUGGCCAGCAACCUGCCCCACGAGGAGAAGCCGCUGGCGGUGGGGCCCGCGUGCGAGAGCCAGCGGGGCGAGAACCUGGCCUGGCUCGCCAGUGUGGCCAGCGGGCAUGACGGCGGCGGGCAGCGCACCGGCACGCCCACGGGGGCCGACGUGGCCCUGUACAAAGCCUUCUCCGCCGCGACCGAGUACUCAUCCUCCUCUUCCUCGUCCUCUUCGUCGCGGACAGCGGCGGCGACGACGCUCCCCGCGGCCUACGCCUCCACGGCCCUCUCGCAGCCCGGCGGGACCAUCCAGUACACCCAGCUCCCCUCCAGCCUGCACUUCAUCAGCUCGUCCUACGCGGCGCCCUACGCCGGCUACAUCUCCUCCCAGCUCGUCUCCCCUGCCUCCGGCCCCGCCCCUGCCCCGGUGGCCCCGCCCCAGCGCCCGGCCCCGGAGGCGUACGCUGGCGCUGUCGUCUCGCAGGCCUCUAAGGCGGAGCAGCAGCAGCAGCAGCAGCAUCAGCAUCGCCACCCGCUGGUGGGCUCGCCGGGCCUGGCGGGAGAGGGCGUGGCCCAGCCCGCCGGCCAGUACGUGCAGAUCGCCGGCUCCGCCCUGAGCGCGGCCCCGCCCCACGGCCACCUCCCGCUGCACCUCCACCCCCACGCCCUGGCCCUCGGCGCCCCCUCGCAGGUGCUGCUGCAGUACGCGGACGGGCCGGCCGCCAAAAAGGAGGAGGGGCGGUCCCGGGAGGUGCUGAACGGGGAGCUGGAGAAGGGCCGGCGUUACGGCCUGCCCCCGGAGCUGUCCCUGAUGGGCAAGCAGAGCGCGGCCUCCAGACAGCAGCAGCAGCAGCAGCAGCACUAUGAGGCCCGGCACAUCGUGCUCCCCGCCGACCACACACAGGAAACCUCAGGGCUUCGGACCUCACUGAUGCUGCUGCCCAACAGCCACGCCGACUCGGUCAGCGGGCCCCGGUCGCCCCCCUCCGCGGCCCACGGUGAGAAGGGCGCCCCCGGCCAGGGCAAGCCCGGCUCCCGGGCCUCCCCCUUCGCCUUCCCGGCCCCGCAGCAGACGGGCGCGGCGGUCACCACGCUCUCCCCGCACACCGUCAUCCAGACCACUCACAGCGCCACCGAGCAGCUCUCCGUGGGCCUCCCCUCGGCGGGCUUCUACCCGGCCGCCGGCCAGCCGCCCAUCAUCGGCUACAUCGCGGGGGGCGGGCAGCAGCAGCCGGUCGGCUACCACGCCGGCCAGCUGGUGAUCCCCAGCGGCCAGCCUGUGAUCAUCCCCGUCAGCGGGGGCGGGGCUGGGGGGGCGGAGCCCGCACACGUGGCCGCCGCCGCCGUCGCCUCCUCGUCCUCCCAGCAGCUGGUGACCGCCGCCCUCGCCAAGUGUGAGCCGUUCCAGGCGCCGGCGCCCUACCAUACGGCCGCCGUGGUGCAGGCCCAGGUGCACCUGCCCGUCGCCCCAGCGACCACCGCCGGCUCCAUGGCCUCGCCCCCGCCCGGCCCCGCCCCCGCCCUGCCGCCCUACUUCAUGAAGGGCUCCAUCAUCCAGCUGGCGGACGGCGAGCUCAAGCGCGUGGAGGACCUGAAGACCGAGGACUUCAUCCAGAGCGCCGACAUCAGCAGCGAGCUCAAGAUCGACUCCAGCACCGUGGAGCGCAUCGACGGCAGCCCCACGCCCAACUUCGCCAUCAUCCAGUUCGCCGUCGGAGAGCAUCGGGCGCAGGUCAGUGUGGAGGUGCUGGUGGAGUACCCAUUCUUCGUUUUCGGGCAGGGCUGGUCGUCCUGCUGCCCGGACAGGACCACCCAGCUGUUCGAGCUGCCCUGCUCCAAGCUGUCAGUGGGCGACGUCUGCAUCUCCCUCACCCUGAAGAACCUGAAGAACGGCUCCCUGAAGAAGGGCCAGGCCCUGGACGCCGCGGGCGGGAACGGCGGCCUCCUGCUGAAGCCCCCCAAAGCCGGCAGAGGGGGGCGCUACAGGGAGCAGGAGAACGGACUGGGGCAGCAGGCGUCGGGCGCGGGAGGCGGGGGCGGCGGCGGGGGCGGGGGCGGGGGCGGCGGCGGAUGCGGGAGCAGGGGCGCGCAGGCCGCCUCCGAGAACGGGGAACUGAGGCUCGAGCCCUGCUGGCCCCUGGCCCCCAAGACAGAGCCUGGCGGCGCGAGCAAGCCCGCAGGCCGCAAGAGGAGGUGGUCGGCCCCCGAGAGCCGCAAGGUGGAGCGGUCAGCGGAGGAGGAGCCAACCUUGACUCUGCCCAAACUCUCUUUCAUCCCUCAGGAGGUUAAGAUUUGCAUUGAAGGCAGGUCCAGUAUAGGCAAGUGAAAGCUCUUGGGACUCCUCCUAACCUGGGGGGAGGGGGUGAAAAUCGAAUGACAAAUGGCCCCUCAUCGUUCAUUUGAUUUUACUUUUCUAUUUUUUAUUUUGAAAUUUUAUUUUAUUUUUUUUGUUUCCUAUCCGGAUUACUGUACUGUAGGCUAAAUUUACCCAGUAUUUACAUGUUAUCAUCUUACGUUAGAGGGAUAGGCAUAUAUCGGUAAGAAUAUGGGGCGUCUGAGCACUGCUUGACUCGUGAUUGGAUGGCAUGUGCCCUCCAUCUGUCCACCCUGCUAGCGUAGCGUCCCGCGCAAGGAACGGGACAAAGCAGUCGUGCUGCCCCGUGUGUUCGGGUUGCGGAGGAAAUGAGGCGCAACAAAGAACGCGGACCAGACCGAAGGAGCGAAUUCAGACUGUCACGGAGCUCCGCCGAUGGCAACAAGGUCAAGUGACAGGCUUGAUCCUGUGACCGUCUCUGGCCAGGGCCCGCAGACCGCGAUCGGAAUCAGCGGGGUGGAGCACGGAGGCCGCAGGGCAGGGUAGCUCCUCCGUGGCUCGUUUCCGCGGUAGCAGGGCCACGGGUGGCGAGGAGGUCGGAGGGGACCGAUGUCACUUUAGCCAUUCUGCGUGCGCUUUCUCGUUUUCCAGCGAGCCGCGAUUUGUCCCUCUUUGACCACGUCUUAUAGACACCCUAACUGCUCACGACCCUCUGCCAUCUUGAUGUGGAGCCUGUGGAUGACUCAGACGAAGCUUUAGUUUUAAAGACGUAAAGAUGGCUGCCAGUCAGAGCUGGAAGAAUGUAAGUUCUGUGCCAGAUCUGCCUGAGUUCAAGGCAGGUGGCAUGUUAGAGACGUGUUUUGAGUGGGCCAAGACCCCACGCAGCUCUGAUACGCGCGUGCACAGCCUGGUAUUGGAGUCAGAAAGUCACUUUAAAGGGAAGUAGACCCAAUAUGAUUGUUGUCAAUGAUCUUUUAGGUGCAAUAUGUUUACACGACCUUCGUUUAUGUGCUGAGGCUGAUCCUGAAUCAGCAAACUCUGUUGCUCCAUCAGAGGCAGCACUGGAGAUGUCUCUGUAGAGAGCGCAUCAGUCGAAUAUGUUAUGAUCAUACCAUGAGAUCGGCAGUUACUAAAAAACUACAAUUGCCAUCUCUCCCUCUAGAUUUGCAGCCAAGUCUACAGUCAGCUGAAGACAAAAAGAAGCCCCAGCUGUACUGAGGGGAUUAAAGUAGCUUUGGGGCGCAAGGCUAUUGAAAAUUUUAACUGCCUGAAUGGCCAGAUAGUUCAGUGUCACCCUCUCUGAAGGGACAGCGAUCGGGAAGCGUCCUUUCAGAAACUCACUGCUUUGGGUGUUAAUUUGCACAGAUUAACUGAUUAAAAUUUUCCGAAAUAUGUAUACCCUUACGCGAAAAAGAACAUCAUGCACAUGAAGACGACAGUUCAAAAUACAAGGAGUGUCUAAAGUCUGUCGUAUAUUCAAAACGUAACUGUUGCAACUUGUUCGUACACGUUCCAUGCUAUACGCUCACAUUUUAUCAUGUAUUAAGAAAUUAUGCACGUGCAUAGAACUGCACGCAAAAAUGUAAGCAUGGAACUAGUAUGUACACAGAGGCAGUAAAUGUUACAUUUUGAAUUAUGUGAUGUAUUUCUCGAAAGACAAAAAUAGACUAAUGGCGCUGUUUCAUAAGGGUAGGAAGUGUUCUUUGUUGGGAUUUGUUGUGAGGGUCAGAUUCCGUAUGGGUCUGUUUUCCUGUGAGAAAAAGCAGGCAUCGCGUUACAUCACACUAACAAUGAUACUGCCUCCUCAUUGUUACCUAUACUUCCUAUGUGGUGAAAAGUUGGAUCCACUAGCCAAUGUGGCGCUACCACAGAUGUUCUAUGUAUGGACCAGAUAUUCAGCUGCCGGUGCUUCACAUUGAAAGUUCCCUCCCUGGCAUUGUUGAAGAUAAGUGUUCUGAUUUGUUGGCUCUUAAUUAAUAUUCUUGUGGGGGUGUAUGUUUAAAAAAGAUCAUCUAUUGCUAGCAUAGCAGUGCAGGCUACACCAGAACUUCCAGGUUUAGGAAGCCACAUAUCUGGUUAAAAUAUUGAGUAUCUGUGGUAGCUGACUCCCAGACCCAUUAGGUGAUGUCAUCAAGCAGUGCUAGUCGUCCCUGGAGAAUGAGAGGGAACUUUUUUCAAUAGGUGGAUCUGCUUCACGUAUUUAAC
Messenger RNA from Megalops cyprinoides (Indo-Pacific tarpon), 4747 nucleotides. RefSeq names its product ataxin 1a (gene atxn1a). Gene Ontology annotation, biological process: nervous system development; negative regulation of transcription by RNA polymerase II. The transcript has 2 exons. NCBI's taxonomy places the organism in Eukaryota, Metazoa, Chordata, Actinopteri, Elopiformes, Megalopidae. The coding region runs from base 191 to 2554 and encodes 787 amino acids. Gene Ontology annotation, cellular component: nucleus. Gene Ontology annotation, molecular function: protein binding; RNA binding. The record is from RefSeq and is a predicted model, not a curated record.